Molecule: messenger RNA, 4166 nt
Organism: Ochlerotatus camptorhynchus
Lineage: Eukaryota; Metazoa; Arthropoda; Insecta; Diptera; Culicidae
Gene: G9a
Product: G9a
Exons: 3
Coding region: 190-2835 (881 amino acids)
Molecular function (GO): zinc ion binding; histone methyltransferase activity; p53 binding
Source: RefSeq, a predicted model, not a curated record
GCAAAAUAAUCAGAAGAAUAGUGAUAUCCAGUAAUUUAUUAUUAAAAAUAUAUCUCUUGGAUAAAAAUCAAACAAAUUCAGUUUUAUAUGUCAUGUUGUGCAAAAAGUAAUAAAUGCUAUAAAUAAAUGGAGUGAAUACUGUGCUAUGGUAUUGCUGAUUAUGUCGAAUGCAUAAAUCUGCAAGAAAAAAUGGAUUUCAUCGACAACUUACUAAAUCAUAUGUCAUCUAAGUUCAACCAAGAAAGUACAUUACCAAAACAAGCAGAAAUAUCAAUGGACGAAACAUUCAAAUGGCGUGCUUUAAAAAAUAAUCAAUUUGCCAGCCGGUCAAAAAAUGGUCGUUCAAAAAUAAAAUCCAAGGACAAAGACAAGAAGGAUGCAGCUAGCAGCGAGUUGAAUAUGUCUUCUGAUGAAAACAAUAAAAGUGAUAGCUCCCAAGAUCCUAUAAUAGCAGACGUGAGUGAAAGCGCUGAUAUUGAAAUUGAAAUCGCUAACGAUAUCAGUGGAGCAGAAAUUCAAGAAGUCCUUGCAUCAACUCAAGGAAAUGUUCCGGUAUUGUUAGAGGAAACCAGUGCGCUCAAAGCAGUCAGCCUUAAUGAAAUAAAUGAAACUAUAAACAUCGCAAACGAUUCUGAGUUAAUUGAGGGUUCAACGUGUACCUCAAACAGUGAGCACAUAAAUGAUGAGGUUUUUGAGAAAGUAGUCCAUAGUGAAAACGAUGUAAGACCUAUUCAGGAUGAUUUAUCAGUUGAGAAAAAAUAUGCUGAAAAUACUGAAAUUGUAGAUGGAAAACCUGAGCUUGCUCCCACAAUUACGAAACAUAAUGAUCCUGAUGCAAAACAUAUUUUCAUUCACAUGUCGUCUACAUUCAACGGGUCAUGUCUAAUCAAAAGUUCUUCUAAUGAUAAUUUAUUACAAAUGCAAAAUUCACCAUCUGCCAAUGAAGAAACAUCAUCAUCCAAUUUAAAAGCAACCGUAAAAAAUGACAAUGCAAGUGAGAAUCAUAAAGAUCAUCCUUCGCCUACCUCUGUGAGAAGGUCCAAACGAUUGAAACAUGAUCAAACAAAAGAUUCCGAAUUGACCGAUGUGGAGCAUUUAUCAAACCAACAAACGUCGACAUUCGAACUGCCAUCAAUAUCUUCUAAAUCAUCAAACGAUAUGAGCGAUGAACAGAUUAACAUUAAUGAUACCGUGAAGAUCCCUGGUGAUAAAACAGAUAACACAGUAAGAACCUUGCGAAACAAAUCUUUUGGAAUCAAACUGAAUGAACCCGAAGCAAAAACUAAAACAACUGCAAAGAAAAAAUAUAAGAAUGAUCCAAAGGUGCAAGAAUCGCCACGAAAAGUUGUUCAUGUUAAGGAACUACAUUCAGUUUCUCCAGAAACGAGAAAAGUAACCAGGAGUAAAACCGUUCUACGAAAAAUUCCAACAACUCGAAGAACACAACACAUUAGAAGCAAUUACCCCACAAGGCAACGGAAUCGUAUUAUGGAUAAAAAUGCUGAAAGAAGAAAGCGUUCGUCACGCUUUUGGAAAAACGCGAAAAAUCAAACCAGUAAGUUGGGGAAAGAAAGCGAACAGAAACCAAAACAUUCACAAGAAACCCAGAAAGAAACUGCCAAAACCAAAAAUCCUAAGGAGCGCUCACCAAAACGAUCAGUUCGACUAUCUAAAGAUGGAAGUGAUGGUAUAUUGGCAUCAGCAAUUGCCAGGAGAGAAAAAAAUGACAUUACAGGGAUCCAAGGUAGACUUUCGCGGCCCAUCAAAUUAUCCGCAAAAAUACUAGCCAAUGACGAGCUACGAUAUGGGUUCGAACUCCAAAACAACGCCAGAUUAAACCUAAACGUGGAAGUAAAGGAUUCAUCUAACACCAAAGAAUUACUUAAAUUUGAUGUGGAUUCUACUUCCGGGAAGACAGAAAUAUCCGAGGCGAAAAUACCAAUACCUAUUAGUCAACCUGAUAAUACACUCGAACAACGAGAUUCGUUCCCAUCCGAACCAUUAAGCAACGUUCAAAUCAAAUGUCCGGAUCCAUUGGAGUUUCUCAAUGAAGUUAAAAGGAAUAACUUAGGGAGCAAUAAAUCGCCAGAAUGUAAUAGCAAACUUACCAAGAUACAACAGAAAAGAUUGCUUAAACUAAAAGAAAAGCACCUCUUCAUGCUCGGGCUUCAAAAAACUAACAACAACAAAUCGCUUGCCGAUACAAACAACCAAUGUAUCGAAACAAUUAGUAUAAAUAAAGAAGAUACGAAAGCAUUAACACAUUCGUCAAAUACAAUAAUAAAUACUUGUACGAAUGCGAAUGAUGCUCAAAUUAAUGAUGAUAUGAAAACUCAAACGGAAGCAUCUACACAUGCACUGCCUGCUACUCAUUUGCAAUCCAAAAUGCUGUGUUUUUGUCAAAAGGAUACCCGAUAUUUUACAACAAAAACACAAAGUCGCAUGUAUUGUACAGCAACGGACGACAUUGACGGACAGAUGAUCGGGUGCUGCAACGAAUUGAAAGGUGGUCUCCAGAAUUUGCUACGCCCAAGCAAUAGUGCCAGUUAUCAGCUUUUGUGUCUGACACAUCAGCGAAGACUACAUCAUCAUGGAUGCUGUGCUACUUGUGGAGUUUACUGUACACAGGGAUAUUUUAUCAUAUGCUCCAAUAAGCAUCUGUUUCAUCGGGAAUGCGCAGAGAAGUUCAUUAUCAACACCAAAGGAAAAUCUAGUCCAAUUAUUCCAAAGCUAGUAUUGAAAUGCCCUCAUUGUGGAUUGGAGAGUGUGAUUCGCGAAUACAAAAUAAGAUUGCAGAAGAGUCUAUCUUUCGCAAUAGUCACAACAAGGCACUAAUGUACAACAGCUUUAACAGGAGGAAUUUUUUAACAGAACUCUAUAUUGUUUUCGUUUAAAUUACACCACACCGGUAUCUUAACUGUGCCAAGCUUGCAAAUGCUCAUUACAGUUAAAAUAUUAUUUUUCGGAAUUAUGAAAUUUAUAUUAUAACAAUAAUUUUAAUAUGUAAGAUGCAAAAAUAAAAGGUAAAUUUUUGUCUGACACAUGAAACCUGUCAAUUUUGCCUUCAGAGGGUCACAAUUGCCUUAAUAGGGUCUCAAUCGCUAAUUGUGACCAUCUGAAAGAGAAAUUGACAGUCACAGCAAAAACUUCGUAAAUUUACAUGUGGCACAGUCAUGUAUUUUCUGGUCGAAGUUGAAACACACAGCAAUAAAUCAUUAAUUUCACAUGGAAGUAUUUAAUAAUACAUUAAUUUGCAUUGAAUUUCACAUGCGUGUGUGCUUUUACAUGUAAGUCACGAACGUAUAAAUUUCAGCUUCAUUCAUGGAGGUUAAGAUCGUUAAACAUGUAGUUUUAAAUGUAUGUUUUAUGUUUAAAAUUGACACAGUGUCAUACAUAAACUUUAACUCUUCUUCCUGCAUCUUACAUAUUAAAAUAUAAUAAUUAUAUCCCAUAGUUUCAUAAUUCCGAAUAAUCGUAUUUUAGCUAUGUAAUGCAUUGCAAGUAUGCUUUAAACAUUGAAUUUAAAUCAGAUCUUGUUAAAUUACCAUACAAUGAAUCAAAAGAAUCGAUCAUUCAUAAUAGUAAAGUUCAUAUACCGGUGUAGUGAAAUGGAUAAACGGAAAUUAUUAUGUACUCGAAGCUUGGCUCGACAGCUUAGGCGAUGACGAGCAAAACACUUGCAACGACACUCGCCGAGCAUCUAGUUGUUCGAACAUGGGCUUGGCGAAAUCAAUGAGCUCAGCCGCUAGCCCAACCUUCUGUCGAUGCUUACCAAGUUCAUAACAAGUUCAUCUGACUGUGGGAUGGUAUGAGGAGAUUAGGUCGUAUGAAUAAAAGCAUUUACUUUACUUUUCCCGUAAGAAAAGCACGGGAAAGUAAAGUCAACUCUUUUUAUUCAUACACAUUUUUUUGCCGAGAUGGGCACCACCGAGCAGCUCGGCAUUUUAUUUUGCUGAAUAUCAGUGAAAAACUUGGGGAGAUUCAGCAAAUAUUUUAUUUGUUAGCUGAGAUGUCGGAAAAAAUCCCGUUUGUUAGCUGAAUCUCGGCAAGUUUUUAACUGAGAUCCAGCAAAACAAAAUACCGAGCUGCUCGGUGGUGCCCAUCUUGGCAAAAAAAUCUAAGUGUGUACGGCCCAUUGUUCAGAGGUUAAUUUAAAUGCCGCGAUA